GCGCGAUAUUUUCUCUCCACCAUCCGGUACCUUCCUGUGAUCCUGACCUACCAAAAAUGCGGCUAUAAAGUCUCUCGGAUCCUACGGUCCAGUAUGCCACCGCUGUGCCCUAGAGCUGCCGCCGUGUGGCGCUUGCUGUUGCUCAGUAUCACCGCCGACGACACACACACACACACAGAGGGAGAAAUCAAUCCUGCACAUUUUGGUUUUCAAGGAUCAGGGCGUUUCCGUCCCGAUCCAUGUCCAGGGCUGCUGCAGGUGCGCGGCGCCAAUGGAAUCGGCCGAGUUAACGAAGCUGGUGUUCUCGCGGGUGCAGAAGGUGGACCCGGACAACGUGUGCAAGAUCGUGGGUUGCAUCCUGCUGCGGGAGCCCGACGAGGACUCCAUGGUGCAGCUCGCCUACGGGCCCGACGCCACGCUCGUCGCCACCGUCGUCGACGCCAAGGCCACGCUCGCCGCCAUCUACGCGCGCUGCUCCUCCUCCUCCGCCGCCCACCACCAGCAGCAGCACCACUACCGGCAGCACCAUCUCUGCAGCCCCCAUCCCGGCCAACUCCGCCAUUUCUCCCCAGGUGCCGCCUUCAGCUUCCAGUACUGGGCCGCGGCGGACUCGGGCUCGCCUGCCGCGGCAGAGAAAGAUCACUACGCGUUCGUAGAUGCUGCCGCUGCCGCCGAAAGCCCCUACGGAGGCGACCACCUCGAUGGAGGAGGAGGAGGAGGAUACUGCUCCUACGCAGCAACUUCCCCUGGCGCCGGGGGGCCGAGGAGGCGGUCCAACAACGGGAGGAGGCCAUGCCAUUACUUCUUCAAGGGCAUCUGCAAGAACGGCCAGAACUGCCACUACUCGCACCACCAGGUGUACGCCGACAUGGACCACCAACACCACCUUCAAGGCAACGGCGGCGGGACUACGCCGGGGUCGCUGGAGAGGCUCGAGGUGGAGAUCACGGAGCUGCUCCACUCGCGGCGCGGCCAGCCGGUGUCCAUCGCCUCGCUGCCCACGCUCUACGGCGAGAUGUAUGGCAAGGGCCUCCAGGCGGACGGCUACCUCACCGAGAGCCAGCGCCAUGGCAAGGCCGGAUACAGCCUCACCAAGCUGCUCUCGCGCCUCAACAAGAUCAGGGUCAUUGAAAGGCCGCACGGGCAGCACUCGGUGGUGCUGGCCGAGGACGCAGCCAAGUACACGGAUUGCAGGAGCGACAGAGGAGGCGACAUGCCGGCCAGCUCGAACCAGAUUUACCUCACGUUUCCCUCUGACAGCUCCUUCACAGAGGACGACGUCGCCAAUUACUUCGGGCAGUACGGCCCGGUGCGUGACGUGAGGAUCCCGUGCCAAGACCAACGAAUGUUUGGGUUCGUGAGCUUCCAGAACCCGGAGACAGUCACCACCCUUCUCACGCGCCGGAACCCGCAUUUCAUCUGCGGGUCGCGUGUCCUCGCCAAGCCCUACAGGGAGAAAACUAAAUGCAUUAAUGAGAGGACCAAGCCGAUGACGCAAUGCUGUCCUCAACGCUGGUUUGAGACCGAUCCAGAGUUCUAUCGAGAAUAUGAUUCUCCGAGGCUGGCGAGGAAGCAACUGGUGGAGAAGCGCGACAACCGGCUUUUAGAACUCGAGAGGAGGCACCUCGCCGGUCUCAGAGUAGAGCCACACGUUGCCUACUUCGAUUGUAGUAUCCGGGACAUCGGUCCCUUCAAUUCCCAGUCUGCAGCUGCCAAAGAAUUGGGACUGAUGGAUCCUCUUGUAACGCCUGCUCCAAUGAACAUCGUCUCAACAAGCCAAGCCCCUCCCAUAAAGGCAAGCAACAAUUACGAUGACCAAGAGAGUAACCAGAUUGAACUCCCCGAAAGCCCGUUUGCGUCAUCAGCGCCUGCUGGAAACAGCGUAUAAAAUACAUUGGCAGGAAAAUAAACAACACGGGACCAUAGGUUCGUGCUUCAGUAGGCAUUUGGUAUCUUAUUCAGGUCCAGGGGUGACAGACAAACAGCAUUAUACACACAGCAGCAGCAGGAGACAGCAAAGCAACAGUUUUUGUUGUAGAUAGACAAGGACAGAGUAAAGAGGAAAUCUCUCCUUAUUUAUACUUUAGACCAAGAAAGAAGGAACAGAAGUAUUACCAUGCAAACACGGUGAGAACACAUUGCAGAAUAGACACAGAUACAAGUGUGUAGCCUGAACAUAAGGAAUAGAGGGAAAAAAAUGUGAUAUGUUUAGCUGUCCGAAAUAAGACAGGAGAUACAAGUAAUUUAGAGUCUCCCUACAAGGGGAUGAGCCAGUCGUACAAAUAAACAGGAGCAUAAGUGUGUGUGUGUUGUGUUGGUUUUAGAAUAUAAAUAAGAACACGAGUGACCUGCUAUCAAUUUUAAAAUGCUAGUAAUAGUUACAGUAUUCAUGUUUGUAUUGUCUCUUAGUAAUGGAAGGAAUAUUUAUUCAGAGGAAAUUCGGAUGACUCAGCUCAUCCAUGCUGCCUUUCGUGUUUA
Messenger RNA from Brachypodium distachyon (stiff brome), 2478 nucleotides. Its product is annotated as zinc finger CCCH domain-containing protein 54. The transcript is spliced from 8 exons. Gene Ontology annotation, molecular function: RNA binding; metal ion binding. Bases 272 to 1888 code for a protein of 538 amino acids. The record is from RefSeq and is a predicted model, not a curated record. Lineage: Eukaryota; Viridiplantae; Streptophyta; Magnoliopsida; Poales; Poaceae.